This is a messenger RNA of Megalops cyprinoides (Indo-Pacific tarpon), 2599 nucleotides long. It is a transcript of the gene hyal4, whose product is annotated as hyaluronidase-4. NCBI's taxonomy places the organism in Eukaryota, Metazoa, Chordata, Actinopteri, Elopiformes, Megalopidae. The transcript has 4 exons. Bases 127 to 1566 code for a protein of 479 amino acids. The record is from RefSeq and is a predicted model, not a curated record. Gene Ontology annotation, molecular function: hyalurononglucosaminidase activity. Gene Ontology annotation, biological process: hyaluronan catabolic process; carbohydrate metabolic process.
GGGAGGAAACAUGCUGGAGAGUUGGCUGCGCUCCCUCCAUCCUCAGGAAUGUGUCUUCAGGAGUAGCCGAGCGGUGUGGGACCCAUGGGCUGAGUGACAUCUACCUCCAGUGAGACGAGCAGCAGGAUGCCCAGUGCGCCAGCGAAUGCCCAGCCUCACCACAUCACACGCGUCACCUGCGCCCUCACCUGCUCCUGGCUGCUCCUCGUCGUCCAUGCCAGCCCCGCCCAGAAACCCGCCAAGCUGCCUCUGAUUGGCCGAAAGCCCUUCAUCGCCGCCUGGAACGCGCCGCUCGACAUGUGCACCAGCAAGUACAACGUCAGCGCCAACCUCAACCUCUUCCACAUCAACGGCAGCCCCCGCGCGGUCAUGACGGGCCAGAACGUCACCAUCUUCUACGCCAACCGGCUGGGACACUACCCGCACUACACGGAGCAGGGCACGCCCAUCAACGGCGGCCUGCCGCAGAACUGCAGCCUGGAUUCCCACCUGCGCAAGGCCCACCGGGACAUCUGCCACUACAUCCCCUCCGAGGACUUCCAGGGCCUGGCCGUCAUCGACUGGGAGUACUGGCGCCCGCAGUGGAACCGCAACUGGCACAAGAAGGACAUCUACAGGCGGAAGUCGCGGGAGCUGAUCUCCCGGGCGUACAUCAAUGUCACGGAGGAGCAGAUCGAGGAGCUGGCCCGCGGCCGGUUCGAGAAGAGCGCCAUGGCGUUCAUGCAGAGGACGCUGCAGCUGGGGACCCGCACCCGCCCCAACGGCCUCUGGGGAUACUACCUCUACCCGGACUGCCACAACUACAACCUGCACCAGCACAACUACACAGGCUCCUGCCCCCUGCUGGAGAGCCUGCGUAACGACGAGCUGCUCUGGCUGUGGAACAGCAGCACGGCGCUCUUCCCCUCCGUCGCCAUCAAGAAGUCCCACGCGGACAGCGUCAGCAACCUGCACUUCUCCCAGUACAGGGUGAUGGAGUCCCUGCGGAUCGCCUCGCUCACCUCCCUCGACUACCAGCUUCCCAUCUUUGUCUACACGCGGCUGAGCUACAGGGAUGACGCUAUGGCCUUCCUCACCACGAAGGAUCUGAUCCACACUAUUGGGGAGAGCGCUGCAUUAGGUGCUGCGGGAUUUGUGAUCUGGGGAGAUCUGAACCUCACCUCCUCCAGACACAACUGCUCGCGGGUGAAGUCGUUCCUGGCGCACCGCCUCGGCCAGUACAUCACCAACGUGACGCGCGCCGCCGAGGUGUGCAGCGACUUCCUGUGCCGGAGCAACGGCCGCUGCGUGCGGCGGGACCCGCGGGCGCCGCACUACCUGCACCUGAGCGGCGACAGCUACCGGGUGGAGCCCUCCGGGGACGGCCAGUUCUCCGUCACGGGCUGGCACUCACGGCGGGAGCUGCAGCUGCUCGCCGAGCGCUUCCGCUGCCACUGCUACCAGGGCUACGGCGGCGAGCGCUGCGACGCCCUCGGCGCCCCGGGGGACGCCGGGAGCUCCGCCGUCAGAACCGGGAGCGCCACUGCCGUCGUUCUGGUGCUCCUUAUCUUGAACUUCGUCGUCUGACGACUGUCUCUGAAAACACAGAGAGUAUGGGCGUGCUCAUAUUCACCAAAGAACGGUUAUAGGCUCUCAAUAAGCUUGUGUUGCAAUAAGCUUACUAUUAUUGAUUCAGUUUUUUUUUGAUAUAUUGCAAAGAGUUUAUUUUUAUAUGAUACAAAUAUGAGCCAGCCAUAAUGGAGUGAUGCUGCAAAUGUAUGUCUUUCAAUUUUUUUGUUCAGAAGUGUGCAACCACUCACUAAACAUCACCUACAAUGCAUAAAUGACAACAAGAGCAAUACACUUGUGAGGAGUAGCUGCUGUUUUUGCCACAGAAUGGCUAAUGCGUUUGAGGUGAGCUACUCUGCAGUGCAGGAAAUUGAGGUGGGUGGACACAUGGGACCAGUGGGUAAAACAAUCUAAAUGGAUGAAAAUCAACUAAUGCAUUCCGGUAAGCUUUUCUGCAAAGAGUAAUGGGUUGUUCCACGUACUCCCAAACCGUCCUAGUGUUUCUUUACUGACAUUUCUUAUAAAACUACCUGUUAAAAAGAAUAUUUUGUUUGGUUCAUUAAGAGGAAAGGAAACUGCAGAAAUUGUAGAUAUGAAAACCACCCAUGCCAGCAUUUUGGUUAGGACUCCUGGAAUGAGGAAAUGAGGAGGACAGGAAGGAGAACUAAACAGCAUCAGAAAACAAUGUAAGCAUUAUAACUUGUUUUAACCCUUGCAAAUGAAUUAUCUUUGAGUGACUAUGCGCUGUGUGAAAACAGGGUAUUAUUGGACAGACCUUGUUUUCUUGAACAAGAAUGUAAACCCACACACGAGGGCACUGUGUUGCUUGAAUGUAGAACCGUUGCAGCGAAAAGGUUAAUGUCAAUAACCAUUCUAUAUUAAUCAUAUUAUUAAGCCAUUGUAUGCACUUGGAAAUAUUUUGAAGCGUUUUCUUUUGAUAUCCUUGAAUACAUAGUGUAUCUGCUCAGUGAUGGUUAAUGGAUUUUGUUAGUAGUUUGUUCCUGCUGUUGCCAUAGAUUGUCAUAGGACCUGGGAAAACCAAAGGAAAAGU